AGUGUCUCAUCGACUUUUGGGGAGCUUUCACCUACUUGUGUUCUCACUGUGCCGGCGCGAGCUUCCAGCUCGAUGAAAGACGAACUUUUGUGUGUGUCUUCUCGAGGAGAGUCCGAAUAUACGAGAACACUUGAAAUGAAUUCAGUUGUGACGAAAAUAAGCAAAGGAUAAAGAAAAAAAAAGUUGAAAAAGCUUCGUAAAGAAACAAAUCUGAGAGUCGAAGAAGCAGUACUUCAGUGCAAGUUUUCCUACUUGAUGUUUCUGCUUGAGUUAGUGGAGUGUAACGUGGUUAUCCAUCACGAUAUUACCAGAAUUUCUCGAAAGUGAUUGUAGAAAAUUUAAGAAAGUGCAGUAAUAAAUUUUCAAUAAAGCUAUAUUUUUGGUUUAAAAUGUUUAAAAUUUUCUUUCGUCACAGUUUUUCUAUUUUGAAAUUUUAACUUGAAUAUUUUUUUUUUUAUUUCAAAAAAAUGCUAUAUCUUUGAUUCUCAUCACGCCAUAAUCAAAAGAUAUUACCAUACAAGAGCUCCGGGCAAUAUAAAUUUGCCUGGGGGAGUUUUCGCAUAUCUAUAUUUGAAAAUAUAUUGAUCUCACCUUUGUGCAACCUUUGUGCACCUUUUCUGCAUAAUCGUGCUGAACUGUGCAACUUUAUGGGAAAGUUGGUAGAAAUUUCAAGAAAUCACCUGAAAGCGUAUGGAUAUUUUUGCUUAGUGCUUUCCACUGUCUAGACAUUUAUUGUUCCUCAUCGGAUACUUAUACCCAAGGGGGUGAAUAUCAGAUGAGAAGACGAAGCACAAAGUGCAGAGUUCACAAACUUAACAUUUUCAUCGGCAGAGAUACAUUCAAUUUGAAACAGUUCUGGGAAAAUAUAAACCACUCUGUGCUUUUGAAUAUUGCAACAGUAUCACAUCCUCCUACAUUACAUACUUGUGUCGGAAGAGACUGAAGAGACAUAUUUUCUUUUGGAUAUUCUACCUUUUAUGUGUGUUUUGUGUAUUUUGUGACGAAGCAAAAAGAAAACAAAGUAGAGAGCACAAAAAGGUAAACUAACCCCUCAAAUGCAAAUAAAGUGAAUUAAAGUGCUUGUGAAAGGAUGUUGCUUUAGCAUGGGGAGAAAGUAGAAAAUCCUAUUGAAAGCUUAAAGUUUUUUUUUGCCUCUAAGAAUAUCUUCAAUGUGAUAUUGGAUAGGGUGAAGGUGAAACUGGUGAAAGAGUAAUGUGAUCCCAUCAUUUGACCUCUAUAUCACAUAAGCAAAACCCCCAUAGCAGCUGCUCAGACGACGAAAAACCCAAACUCCUCCUUUGAGACGACGACACGACAGCGCGUCAAUUGAGUGAGGAGGCAACGAGGGAGAAAUGAUGAGGCUUCUGUGGAGUAUCAUCACAACAUUUUUCACAUUCUCCACACUAUGGCAAGGGGUUAUUUGCCUUCGUCUUGUACGAUUGGUGGUACCAGCUUACAAAUUCCGCGGAGAGUCAGCACUUCUAGAAUGUCAGUACGAAUUAGAAGGAAGUCGUGACAUAGGCUCUGAUGAUGGUUACAAUUACGCUAGUAAUUUUGAAAGUGACGACCGUGAGACGUUAUACUCUGUGAAAUGGUACAAAGACAACGAGGAGUUUUAUCGUUUUGUCCCUCGGGCAAAUCCUCCUCAGCACAGCUAUAAAGUUGAAGGAAUACGAGUAGAUCAUAAAUUCUCAGACAGCACCAGAGUCAUGCUCCGUGGCAUAACCCUCAAAUCAACUGGUGACUACCGCUGUGAGGUCUCCGCGGAGGCUCCGGAAUUCAAAUCGAUCCAGGCCGAGGGACGAUUAGAUGUGAUUUAUCUUCCAAAAGAUGGACCUCAUAUAAAGGGUGAGGAGGACCGUCAAUAUCAAGUGGGCGAUACGCUGAAACUGAAUUGCACUUCUGGGAAAUCGCACCCGUUCUCACUCCUGGAGUGGUUUAUCAAUGAUGAACAGGUGAAAGGUAGAAAUUCUCUUGUCAAUUAUCCACCAUAUCAGCAUCCACAUGGUUUAAUAACCACAAGAUUGGGUCUAAAUCUUGAGUUGGAGCCACGACAUUUUACUGAUGGGGCUGUACAUGUUAAAUGUGUAGCAAGUUUAUCGCCGGUUCUUUGGCGCGGCGGAAAAGAGAGCAUCGUGCAGAAAACGAGACAACAAAAUUUACUGAACAAUCGUGAAGCUAUGUUGCUGGUGCGCAGUAGAUCCUCAACAGUGUCAAGCAUGUCACGGCAUGGAGGAAUUUGUUUGAUAUUCCUCCACCUCUUGAUUCAACAUGGUUAAAGAGUACGCCUUGUGUAUGAUUAAUCUCCCUCUAAUGGGGUAUGUUGCACACGAAUUUUCCACCACACGAAGAAAUAUACCGCUGAAGGAGGAAUCAACAAUCAUAUUUUUAUAAAGAGUAAAAGAAAACAAAAAAGGGUAGUUAAAUAAGCAUUAUUAUAUAAAAUACUGUGAAAUGGUUAGAUGAAAAAAAAAAUGAAAGUUAGUGAAUGUACUUUAAAAUUAUGAAUAUUAAUAAUUUGUAUAUAAAGAGAUUAACGAAAUAUAAAAAUAUAAGUGCGAAAACAAUUUAUGAAAUAAAUGAAAUUAUAUAAAUACAAAUUCUUAUUAAUUGAUUACCUGUAGCUAAAAUUCUGUUAAUUAUAUUUUAAGGCAAUAAAUGUAUGUAUGUUUAUCUGUUAUUUGUAGGAAACUCUCAUAAAGACAAAAGAGAAAGAUUUAAGCAUCAAGACAGAGUAAAAGUAAGCAGUUUGUUGUUAAUUUUAUUUUUAUUUACCUAUUGAUAAUUAACCAAAAACUGAAAUCUAGCCCACAAAAUUGAUACGAAGUUCGUUCUAUGGUACCUUCUUGAAAAAUCCUAAAGAUUUUUUACUGCUUCAUCUUACUUUCUAUUUCACUUUCUUCGUCUUUCUCUAACGUCUUUAUGCAAAUUUUCUUGUUAUUUCAAAUCCUUCGUAACUUUUCGGAAUAAAACAGACUGAGUUAUUACAAAAUUUUUACUUUGAUUUAAAUUCCAGAGAAAAUUGUAGUAUAUCUAUCAUCUUCCCACAGAUUGUAAAAGCUAAAAUAGGAAUACUAUGAGGUAUGAAAGGAAGACAAUUUGAAUUAUGUAAAAAUGCCUUGAAAAAAUAAAAUA
Messenger RNA from Lutzomyia longipalpis, 3135 nucleotides. RefSeq lists its product as uncharacterized. Bases 1353 to 2279 code for a protein of 308 amino acids. NCBI's taxonomy places the organism in Eukaryota, Metazoa, Arthropoda, Insecta, Diptera, Psychodidae. The record is from RefSeq and is a predicted model, not a curated record. The transcript is spliced from 8 exons.